UCUUUAAAGAUUGGACCAGGACCACUACAUCCUUAAAUUUCCGUUUUCCGCUGGAUUGCCCUGCAACCAUCCCAGGUGAUGCCACCCCAAAGGCUUCCUGGGUGCCCGGCUGUGAAGGAGAAGGGCUGAACGCUGUCCUGCUCCUGGUUCCAGUUGCUCUCCAGUCCACCCUGCCCCCUCUUCCCCGUCCUUCAACUUCACACCUUCCACACUGCUUCCCUUGACCCACCACCAACUCUGCAACGCUAACUGUCUUCACCCAGACCCCGGUGCCUUCGUCACAAACAAUUAUACCCCCUGGCUGAGGGCCAAACCCAAUGGCUACAGGCGGUCAUGCCCCUGAGAUAGAUGUUUUGAUCAACCUGCAUCAGGUGAGGGACGAUGAGGGCAAUGAGGAAGAAUCACUGGCUGACCAGAACAAAGAUGAGGCGGAGGAGGAGGAUUGGGAGAAAGCACUGUCUGUCAAGUAUUUUGCUGACAUCAUCAGUGAAUCUGCAUCCAUCAGUGGCGACAGGAUGGGUCGAAACUACACAGAAAAAGAUUUUGAGUAUCACAGGCACACAAUUCAUCACAUCCACCACCCCCUCUCUACCCACUUGCCCGUACCCCAGCGCUUACGCAAGAGGGUGCACGGCACAGAGCGCAGACGCAAAAAGAAACGGAAGAAAAGAAAGACGUCUCUGCCACCCUCGGAGGUUACGCCCACCAUCCACGAGGUGGAUGAGGAGGAUGCUGAGUCGGAAAUAGACACGCAGGAGGCGGUUGCCGUGGCCGCCGAGUUACCACCCUGCAUUGAAGCACAGUUUAGUUUGGAGAGCCAAGAGCACUUGGAGGAAGCUCUUUCAAUCGCCACAGUCCACACAGAAAAUGAGGAGCAUCACCGGGCCCAGAAACGCACGCUCACUCUCAAGGGAGACCUACACAGUGGAGGAUAUGCCGUCAUUGAACACCACGAGGAGAAGGAAAAGGAGUCUAUGUCGAGCAACAGCAUCACCCCAGGAUGGGCGUCCCCAUCCACCACUGCAACUCAGAACUGGUUUUGUCGGAAGCCCACCCACCAUCGCGUGACAGGCGCCCAGCGGUGCAACUACGACCUGAGGGAGCGGAUUUGCAUUGGCAGCAUGACCGCAGUUGAGACUGCCGUUUAUCAUCAAGUGCCAACCGAUGAAGCUGAGGCCCAGAUGUUGGCCAGUGUUGAUUUGGAUGACAUGAAAAGUCACAGAUUUGAAGACAACCCCGGUGUGAGACGCCACUUAGUGAAGAAAUCAUCCCGAUUUCAGGUUGGCCGUAACAGCAACAGUUCCACUCCACUGUCCAGCCUUAAGAAGAAGAAACGAGCAUCGGACAAGAAGACUCACGAGUUGUUUGUAGAGCUCAAUGAGCUGAUUGUGGAGAAGGACCAUGAAAUGCGUUGGAAGGAGCGUGCCCGCUGGAUCAAGUUUGAGGAGGAUGUCGAGGAGGAGACUGACCGCUGGGGCAAACCUCACGUGGCUUCGCUCUCUUUUCGCAGUUUACUGGAGCUUCGCCGCACAAUCACGCAUGGGGCCAUCCUUCUGGACCUGGAGCAGAACUCUCUACCGGGAAUCGCCCAUUUGGUGGUGGAGACAAUGAUCAUCUCUGAUCAGAUUAGAGCGGAAGACAGAUCCUGCGUUCUCAGGGCCUUGCUGCUCAAACACAGUCAUCCAAGUGACAUGAAACAUCGUUUCCAUCGCUACCACUCAUCAAGCAGUCUUCACGGCAGUUCUAAUCACAACCAUGUCCAGGACACCAGCCUGCCCCUUGUAACCGAAGAAUUGGAAGAACACCAGGAUGGCAAAGGACCCUUAUACGACCCCAAACAAGAUGUCUUUGUCAGCCUCUUUAAAUCUGUCCACCCUGUAUCUCCGGAGAGUCAUCCGGCGGCAGCCAGAUCUUUGAAACUCCUCGCCAAGAUACCAAGAGAUGCCGAAGCUGUCAUUGUUUUAGUUGGCUGCGUUGAAUUCCUGGAGCAGCCAGCCAUGGCCUUCGUAAGGCUAAACGAGGCCGUGCUUCUGCAGUCGGUGUUGGAGGUCCCGGUUCCCGUUCGCUUUAUUUUUGUCCUGCUUGGUCCCAGUCAGUCCAACGUGGACUACCAUGAGAUUGGACGUUCCUUCUCAACUCUUAUGUCUGACAAGAACUUCCACGAGGUGGCUUAUUUCGCCGACAACAGACAGGACCUACUAAAUGGUAUCAACGAAUUUCUGGACUGCAGUAUUGUUAUUCCACCAUCAGACGUGGCGGGCAAAGACCUCCUGAAGACAGUCGCUGACUUCCAGAAACAGAUGCUGCGCAAGCGUAAGGAAAGGGAGCUGAAGAAGCACCAUUCUUCAUCUGGCAUGGAGCAGAACAACAGAGAUAUGACUCAAGAGGAGGAGGAGGAAGGAGACCAAGAGAUUGACCCAUUAAAGCGUUCAGGGAUCCCUUUCGGAGGACUGAUUCAUGACAUCCGGCGCCGCUACCCGAACUACGUCAGUGACUUGAAAGAUGCCGUGGACAUGCAAUGCGUCGCUGCUGUUAUCUUCAUUUACUUUGCUGCACUGUCACCCACCAUAACCUUUGGUGGUUUGUUAGGGGAGAAAACAGAGGGCAUGAUGGGAGUGACUGAGCUUAUUGUUUCAACGGCAACACUCGGAGUUAUAUUCUCACUACUAGGUGGUCAGCCUCUUCUCAUCAUCGGAUUCUCUGGGCCCUUACUGGUGUUUGAGGAAGCAUUCUACAAGUUCUGUCAGGCCUACGAUUUUGAGUACCUUACUGGUCGAGUGUGGAUUGGGUUCUGGCUCAUCUUCAUUGUCCUGCUGAUUGUGGCGGCGGAGGGCAGCUUUCUUGUUCGCUUCAUCUCACCCUUUACUCAAGAGAUAUUUGCUUUCCUGAUCUCCCUCAUUUUCAUCUAUGAGACCUUCUCGAAGCUCAUCAAGGUGUUUCAAGAACAUCCGUUGAUGGCAUGGUACCCCGGUGAUGCCACCCCUCCGUCUGAGCUUCAGGACAUCCAGAACCAACCCAACACUGCACUGAUGUCUCUCAUCCUUAUGAUGGGCACUUUCUUUGUGGCUUUCUUCCUCAGAAAGUUCAGAAACAGUCGAUUUUUAGGUGGCAAGGCAAGAAGAAUCAUUGGGGACUUUGGUAUUCCUAUUUCAAUUUUAGUUUCUGUGUUGGUGGAUUACUCCAUCACUGACACUUACACACAGAAGCUCGAUGUGCCAUCUGGAUUUUCAGUCACUUCCCCUAACAAAAGGGGUUGGUUCAUCAGUCCCUUUGGUGACAAGCGGCCCUUUCCCACCUGGAUGAUGGGAGCAUCCAUUGUACCCGCCCUUCUUGUAUUCAUCCUCAUUUUUAUGGAAACUCAGAUUACCUCGCUGAUUGUCAGUAAGAAGGAGCGUCGCCUGGUGAAAGGCUCAGGAUUCCACCUGGACUUGCUGCUCAUCGUCAUUCUCGGAGCUUUUUGUCCACUCUUCGGCCUGCCGUGGCUCACGGCGGCCACAGUGCGCUCGGUCACUCACGUCAAUGCCCUCACUGUCAUGAGCAAAGCCACAGCUCCCGGAGAGAAGCCCAUGAUCCAGGAAGUGAAAGAGCAGAGACUGACGGGGCUUCUUGUUGCCGUGCUUGUUGGAAUGUCCAUUGUGAUGACCGAUGUGCUGCGCCUCAUCCCUCUGGCUGUGCUAUUUGGGAUCUUCUUGUACAUGGGGGUCACAUCUUUGACGGGGAUCCAGUUGUAUGAACGCAUCACUCUCAUGGUCACACCGGCAAAGCACCACCCCGAUCACAUUUACGUCACCAAGGUGAAGACCUGGCGUAUGAACAUGUUCACCCUCAUCCAGCUGGGGUGCAUUGUGGCCCUGUGGGUCGUGAAGUCCACCGCCGCUUCCCUGGCAUUCCCCUUUGUCCUCAUCAUGACGGUGCCGUUGCGCCGCGUCAUCCUCUCCAGGAUUUUUGAGGAACGUGAGCUCCAGGCGCUGGAUUGCGAUGAAGACUCACCCAACUUUGAUGAAGACGGACGGGAUGAGUACAACGAGAUUCACAUGCUUGUAUAAAGUCGAACUUGCCUAGAAGCCCUCAUCUUCUUCAUGCUCUUGACCUCUUGAGACUCAACAAGACAAGAGUCAUCGGGCAAAACAUUAUUAAAUGUGUUACAUUAAUAGAUCAAUAAUAUAUAUUUUUUCUUUGAGUAAAAAAAACAAAAAAAAUGUAUAAUCUAAAUGUAUGGGCCUCGUAAAGGUGGUAUGGUUUUAACUUCCCUGAAAGUGUUUGUGAGUCCCUUAGCUGAAGUCAAUGAAAAUGACAAUGAAAAUGUCUAUCCCUUUAAUUACGCUGCAGGCUUUGGGCAUAUGUGCAAUUUAAUGGUCACCUCUUAAACAACACUAAGAGGUUGGUGGAUGAAUGCGC
Phycodurus eques (leafy seadragon) is the source of this 4398-nucleotide messenger RNA. RefSeq names its product solute carrier family 4 member 3 (gene slc4a3). The transcript is spliced from 23 exons. Gene Ontology annotation, molecular function: solute:inorganic anion antiporter activity; monoatomic anion transmembrane transporter activity. Lineage: Eukaryota; Metazoa; Chordata; Actinopteri; Syngnathiformes; Syngnathidae. The coding region runs from base 318 to 4046 and encodes 1242 amino acids. Gene Ontology annotation, biological process: regulation of intracellular pH; transmembrane transport; bicarbonate transport. Gene Ontology annotation, cellular component: plasma membrane. The record is from RefSeq and is a predicted model, not a curated record.